This is a messenger RNA of Exophiala aquamarina CBS 119918, 2112 nucleotides long. RefSeq lists its product as uncharacterized. Lineage: Eukaryota; Fungi; Ascomycota; Eurotiomycetes; Chaetothyriales; Herpotrichiellaceae. Gene Ontology annotation, cellular component: ESCRT-0 complex. Gene Ontology annotation, biological process: protein targeting to vacuole; protein transport to vacuole involved in ubiquitin-dependent protein catabolic process via the multivesicular body sorting pathway. Gene Ontology annotation, molecular function: phosphatidylinositol-3-phosphate binding; ubiquitin binding; metal ion binding. The record is from RefSeq and is a predicted model, not a curated record. The transcript has a single exon. Bases 1 to 2112 code for a protein of 703 amino acids.
AUGGCAGGAUGGUUCUCUUCGGGGACCACGGCUCUCGAUCAGCAGAUUGAAACAGCGACGACGUCCAGCUUAGAAGAGAUAGCCCUCAGCCUCGAAAUCUCCGAUUUAAUUAGAUCUAAAACAGUGCAGCCUAAAGAUGCUAUGCGCUCGCUGAAGAGGCGGAUAGGCAACAAGAAUCCUAACGUCCAGCUGUCUGCCUUGAAGCUAACCGAUACUUGUGUCAAGAACGGCGGGGCACACUUUCUGACCGAGAUCGCCUCACGCGAGUUCAUGGACAACCUUGUCUCCCUACUCAAGGCUUACGGAGUUGCUGCUGUUAGCGAAGAAGUCAAACAGAAGAUUCUCGACCUCAUUCAGACCUGGGCAAGUGCCACUCAAGCUCGCCACGAUCUCUCCUACAUCAACGAAGUAUACAAGAGUUUGCAAAGAGAAGGUUUUACAUUUCCUCCCAAGGUCGAGAUCUCCAGCAGUAUGGUAGACAGCAGUGCUCCGCCCGAGUGGACCGACAGCGAGGUUUGCAUGCGGUGCAGGACAGCCUUCACAUUUACAAAUCGGAAACACCAUUGCAGAAACUGUGGCAAUGUCUUUGACCAGCAAUGCUCCUCCAAAUCCAUCCCUCUCCCACACCUGGGCAUUAUGACGCCUGUCCGCGUGGAUGAUGGAUGCUACGACAAGUUGACCAAGAAGGGAAGCGGGGGCGGUGGUGGCAGCGAGCGUCGAGUGUCAUUUGCCCCCAAACCAAGCACGAUGCAGCCGCGAAGUGCCCGAAUAGAGGGCAACAGUUUUGAUGAGGAUUUGAAAAAAGCAUUGGAAAUGAGCUUGGAAGAGGCCAAAGGCAUUUCCAGUUCAGGAUAUGUGCCCCGGUCUGAGUCCAAGUCGGAGCCUGCAAAGUCAAAUGGGGUGUCCAAUGAAGAAGAGGAUGAUCCCGAUCUCAAAGCUGCACUGGCGUUAUCUCUAAAGGAGGCCGAGGAGCAGGCGAAGAAGCAUGCCGCGUCUAUGAAGAAGUCUACCACAGAUGGAGCAUCCUCAACACAACCGUUCGUCAUGCCUAAGAACGACUAUGAAUUGUCAUUGGUUGAGGCUGAGAAUAUCAACUUGUUCUCGACUCUGGUCGACCGCUUACAGCACCAGCCACCAGGUACCAUCCUGCGAGAACCUCAGAUUCAAGAAUUGUACGAAAGUAUUGGAAAGCUUCGACCAAAGCUAGCCCGGACCCUGGGUGAAACCAUGUCCAAGAAUGAUGCCCUGUUAGAUCUCCACGCCAAACUAUCAAGUGUUGUGCGGUAUUACGAUCGAAUGCUGGAAGACCGCCUCAACAAUACCUACAAUCAAAGAAAUCCAGCAUACGCAGGUUAUGGCUUGCCAUCUCCUGGGGCUCAUCACCCAUCUUCAAUGUAUGCUUCUAUCCCCAUGGGCCCACCACCGGCAUCGAACCAGGCCCCGGGAGGCGCGGAAAACUACUACUUCUCCAAUGCAACUGUUGAACAGUACGCUCCACCUCCACAACAAACACCAAUGCCUCAGCCACAGCGUUCUUAUUCAUAUUCCAGCCAGAAGCAAGACGCUCAGGCAUCCCCAUAUCCACAAUACGCGCAGCAACCACCGCCUCAACUACAUCAACCUGCCCCUUCUUCUCCCCAGUUGUAUCAGCAGUCAGCGCCUCAGCCGCAACAAUAUCCUUCGCAACCACCAUCCGCCUACCCUCAACUCCCACCUCCCGACCCGCAACAAACACCUACUCCGUAUAACCAGCAACGACAAGAAGCUCCCACACCACAACCCCAAUACCAACAGCAGCAGUCCCAGUCGCAACAACAACCCCCGCCCGCACAACAAACACCGCAGCCUUAUCAACAACCGCUGCUACAACAAACAACUCAACCCCAACAACAACACUAUUCACAACCCCCGCCACAACAUUACUCUCCUACCCAACAACACCAACACCAGCCACAGCAACAACAAGCACCAUACCAAUCAUACCCGGCCUACAACCAAAACUCCUUCCCAUCCGCACCUCAACACGACCCCUCAUACGGCCAAUCCUACCAGCAGCAACAACCACCUCAGCCGAAACCCGUGGCGGUGGAGGAAAGUCUGAUUGAACUAUGA